AUGGGUGCUAUUCCCGAAGCCGACCCCGAUGAGGCCAUCGAGACCAAGCCUUUCAAGUUCGUGACUGCUGGCUACGAUGCUCGUUUCCCGCAGAUGAACCAGACCAAGCACUGCUGGCAGAAUUACGUCGAUUACUACAAGUGCGUCAACGCCAAGGGCGAUGACUUCCGCCCUUGCCGUCAGUUCUACCACGCCUACCGUUCUCUCUGCCCCAAGGCCUGGACCGACCGUUGGGAUGGCCAGCGCGAGGGCGGCAACUUCCCCGCGAUCCUGGACCGGUAA
Messenger RNA from Penicillium lagena, 282 nucleotides. Its product is annotated as cytochrome c oxidase subunit VIb. Gene Ontology annotation, cellular component: respiratory chain complex IV; mitochondrion. Bases 1 to 282 code for a protein of 93 amino acids. Lineage: Eukaryota; Fungi; Ascomycota; Eurotiomycetes; Eurotiales; Aspergillaceae. The transcript has 6 exons. The record is from RefSeq and is a predicted model, not a curated record.